Schistosoma margrebowiei is the source of this 1127-nucleotide messenger RNA. The record is from the annotation of a GenBank genome assembly. NCBI's taxonomy places the organism in Eukaryota, Metazoa, Platyhelminthes, Trematoda, Strigeidida, Schistosomatidae.
UAGGUCAGUGCACGUGUUGAUUUUGACCCUCAGGGUCGCACUCGCAGCAACUUAUGUCUUCGGAGAAGAUAGAGUCGUUUCUGAAUCAAUUAUCCAAUACAGAUUUAUAUAAACUACCUGAGCUUAUUCAGUCUAUCACUGAAUGUCCAGGUUUGAUUUCUGGUUGGACAUAUGCCUUUAUUUUCUCGAGGUUUGUUCGUCUUCGGUGAAUUUCUUGAUCAUCCAAAAAUUAAAUCGAUUGAGAAUGGAGAAUAUUCUCAGUAUUAUAACUUAUUGAACCUAUUUUGCUACGGGACGUUCGAGUUACUUACCACCAACCGGUCUGCAUAUCCUGAUUUACGACCAACUCAAGUUCGGAAGUUAAAGCAGCUCUCGAUAAUUGAUGAAGCGCAUAACCAGAAGCACAUACCUUAUGGCCUCCUGUUUAAAAAGCUCGAUAUUGCAUCUUCAAGAGAACUUGAGGACCUUGUUAUCGAACUCUUUUAUCUUGAAGCCAUAACAGGAAAACUUGACCAACAGAAAGCACUGUUAGAGGUCAACUCCGCCAUUGGGCGUGAUAUACGUAUUGAGCAGAUAGAUGAACUACAUCAAAAGCUGGAUUCAUGGGGUGCUCGAGUAGAGUCUGUAUUGGCUCAUAUAGCUAAUGAAAUAAAGAUGGUUAAUGAGCGGCGAUAUGAAUCCGAGUUACAUCAAAAAGAGAUUUUGGAAGCGUCACUGUCUAUCAAAGAGGCCUUACGUGGCCAAAUGGCGAAAUCAGACGCUCAAAGUUUACGGAUGGAUAUGGACGACAUACUUAUUCAUCCAGAUUUAUUAGAAAGUCGUGUAGAAGCAACUCGUCAAAGUUCAAGCAAUACUGAAGGUGUUGGUGAUCGUGAUGUUCGCAGUCGAAUAACUGUUUUUAAAAAUCUUCGGCAUGGUAAAUCUUCAAAACAACAGUAGUGUUAAACAACUGUGAACAUGUAUGAUUUAUUAUUCUGUGUACAACUUUUAUAAAUUACUGCAACUCAAAGAGUGCUGUGUUUUACCUUGAAUUUUUCGCAAUGUCAGCGUCUUGGAUAUAAAGCAGUAAAUUUAUUAUAAAUUUUUCCUGAAGCAAAUUUUUGACAAUAAAAACAGAAUUCUAGGUA